UCCGUAAGGCAAUGGAUUCUUGUUGCAUCACAAGUUCAUUUCAUAGUUUGUCAGAAGUGAACGAGAGGCUUCUAAGUAAUCCUAAACUGAAGUCCAGAAUGGGAAACCGAAAAAUCUCCGGAAGGAAACAAAAUCAGUUCGCUGUUGUUGCUGGGAUAACUACAUGGAGUCACCGCACAAGCUUUACCCUUCGGUUGAUGUCAGGGGCGAUCCCGCCUCUCAUUAGGUUCAAGCAAUGGGGAAGGGAAAAGGAAAGGGGUGGAAUACAGACUUCAGUGUUCCCGGAAGAAAGUGGCGGUGUGCACAUGCGCCGUUGAGAAACAUGGCGGAAUUGGAAAUCGGGCAGCAUUGCGGGGUUGAAGAGUGUAAACAGCUCGAUUUUCUCCCUUUUGUAUGUGAUGGCUGCUCAGGAGUCUUCUGCCUUCAACACAGAAGUCUGACUGCUCAUGGUUGUUCUGAGGCAAAUCUAAAAAACAAAAAUAUGAAACUGGAUUAUCACAAAUCAUUUCCAUGCAUGUAUAAAGGUUGUGAUGGAAGAGAACUUGUACCCGUCUUAUGCGCUUACUGUGAAAAACAAUUUUGUUUAAGGCACCGUCAUCAGUCAGACCAUGAGUGUGAGAAAUUGGAAAUCCCUCAAGCUCGUAUGACUGGCACUCGGCAACUGAUUAAAGAUAUUGUAGAUUCUAAAAAAGAAGUGACUGCAAUUAAAAAAUGCAGAGGAGCCAAGAACCCUGAAACAGCUGCGAAAGUGGCCCUGAUGAAACUAAAAAUGCAUGCAUGUGGAGAGAAGUCUGUUCCGCAGACAGACAGAAUAUAUUUCCAAGUAUUUUUACCCAAAGGAAGCAAAAAUAAAAGUAUACCCAUGUACAUUUGCAGCAAAUGGAGCAUUGGAAAAGCAAUAGAUUCUGCAGCCUGCUUAGCAAGCCUUAAAAAUGACAACAACAAAACCACAGCCAAGAAAUUAAGACUUUGCCACACAGAAUCUGGAGAAGCCCUGCCUUUGGAUCAAACAGUAGAAUCGUGGAUAAACUCUAAAGAAUCGCCGCUGUAUAAUGGUGGGAAUGUAAUCCUAGAAUAUCUUGAUAAUGACACUGAAUGUUUAGCAGAUCCAGAUUCUUAUCUAUAGUAAUUAUGGAAAAUAUUGCUUUUGUAUUUAUUGUAUCAGAUUUAACUUUUUGUUUUGCUAGCUCUAUGGUACAAGAGUGAUUUUUCCUAAGAAAUGAAAAUUCACUUUAAAAAGAAAUCUGUAUUUAGUCUGUUGUUUUCUGAAGUGGGCAAAUACAUUUGUCAUACAUGUCAUCUCCUGUAUCGAAAAAUAGAGUUCAGACUGACAGCUACUAAACUGAAAAGUCAACCUGUGGUGCUUAAUCUGUGCUGCUGCAUUCCUACAUGUAGGUUAUUAUCAAUUUAGUAUUUAAGUACAGCAGAUGAUUGUGUUAUUUGCCUGCUGUUUUCUGAACCAGAUAAAAUAAAUGAAGU
Molecule: messenger RNA, 1479 nt
Organism: Pseudonaja textilis
Lineage: Eukaryota; Metazoa; Chordata; Lepidosauria; Squamata; Elapidae
Gene: ZFAND1
Product: zinc finger AN1-type containing 1
Biological process (GO): cytoplasmic stress granule disassembly
Cellular component (GO): cytoplasmic stress granule; cytoplasm
Molecular function (GO): zinc ion binding
Source: RefSeq, a predicted model, not a curated record